This is a messenger RNA of Centrocercus urophasianus (Greater sage-grouse), 1341 nucleotides long. RefSeq lists its product as uncharacterized. Bases 34 to 1332 code for a protein of 432 amino acids. The record is from RefSeq and is a predicted model, not a curated record. Gene Ontology annotation, molecular function: protein binding. The transcript has 9 exons. Lineage: Eukaryota; Metazoa; Chordata; Aves; Galliformes; Phasianidae.
AGUGCUGAGUGGGGCAUAUGCUGUGGCAACAGCAUGGCCAUCCGAGGGCAGGUGCUGGCCUUCUUGCUGUUCCUCCUCCCUCAGCUGGGGAAACAGAGAGAGUCUUCAGGAGCAGGAGCAGUUUCAGGGAAAAUUGAGGAAGGAGAAAGGGAAGAAGAAACAUGUCAAAGGCCCCAGUGGGACACAAGACUCCAUCUGGCACCAGACCAGGAGAAAUACAGAAAGAAUGAAGAAGUGAAGCUGCGCUGCCCUGAAGGUUUACAGCCAUCCUACACCCACAUCAGAUGUUCAAGAGGAAAGCAGUCCAUCAACCAUGGGAAACCUUUAAACAGAGAAUUAUGGCUGGGAAGGGACAGCAGCGAUGCCUGGACCCAUAUUCAGUCCAGCGUGAAAUGUGUGGAGGUCUUCCAGGUUGUCCCUGGGACCCUGGUGGUUUCCAGCACCAGCAUCAAACUGAACUGGACCUGCAGCAUCCCUGAUGCCUGCCAGCACAUGCAGGCCACAUGCCAGCUGGCAGGGCCUUCCUCUGCUCCCUGUAAGGCUGAGAAGGUCACGGAACAGGAGAUACUACAUGGUCAGAAGGGAACAUUCGCCUGUCCUCCUUUGCAGCCCUUCACUGUUUACAGCAUCACAAUCUCAGUGCCACCCAGCACAAUACUGUUCACACAGCACCUUAGGACAAAAACAAUGGUGCCACAGAAGCCAGAGCAGCUGCAGCUGGAUGCCAGCACAGGGACUCUCAGGUGGAAGGCGCUGCCCCCCUGUCGAGGGGAGAUCAUUGGGUACCAGCUGAACUUCACUGCCAGGAGAGCACACGAUGGCACCUUCCUGAACUUCCAGCAGGUAACAGUGAACCAUUCUGUCACUCAGUACACUCCGCCUCCCCAGAGCCCAGGCAGCAAAUACACAGUGACGGUCCAGGGCCUGACGGCAGCUGGUGCUGGAGAUGCGUCCAGCCUGGAGUUCCAAGCCUACAUCUCAGUUUCAGGGCAGUUUCUGGGCUCCUGGCCAUGGACAGCGGUGACAGUGGUGGUUGUGCUCUCAGUGAUGGUCACUCUCUCUGCGGUGAUUGUGUGGUUCGUGCUGUCCAGGAGAAGGAAGGCUGUGCCCGUCAAAGCUGAGGAGGACCAUUAUGUAGAGCUGCAGCCCUAUGAAAACUCAGACAUUUACUCUGUGAUCAAGGGGAGAUCUCUGUCACAAGAAGAGACAGGUACAGGUAGUCAGGACAGAGAGCCAACAUCCCUACAUCUGCCCAACUUGGAGUCCUUAGGAGACUCACCAAGCAAUAUGAGAGUGGAGAAGAUGGGGAGAACAUCCCUGGGUCAGUGGUGACGGCACGUC